This is a messenger RNA of Culex quinquefasciatus (southern house mosquito), 2318 nucleotides long. Its product is annotated as acyl-CoA:lysophosphatidylglycerol acyltransferase 1. The record is from RefSeq and is a predicted model, not a curated record. Gene Ontology annotation, molecular function: acyltransferase activity. The transcript has 8 exons. Lineage: Eukaryota; Metazoa; Arthropoda; Insecta; Diptera; Culicidae. Gene Ontology annotation, cellular component: endomembrane system. Bases 720 to 2012 code for a protein of 430 amino acids.
GAAAAUCAGUCAGUUCAGUCAGUUACUUCGGCUUCAAUCGCUCGCUGUGGAUGUGCGAUUUUUUUCGUUUCUCGCGGCUCACCUUUCUUUUGUAUGAACCAUCAAAAAGGGGAAAAACUCUUCAAAAACUUCAUUGAGGUGAAAUUUCAGUGCGUGUUUGCGUGAAAACAAUUCCACUCUGUUACACGUGUGUGCCGGUACCGUACCGUCCCGGGGGGUUGGCCGCAGUAUAAAUUUUCUGGUUCAGCUGUCGGAUUUACCGUUUGCUUUUGGUGCGGUGUGCGAAGGGGGGGAAACGAAACAUACCCGGAUUAAUCAUCACCACCCGUCGUCGGAGUGUUUUGCACGGGGGAAAAUGCGAUAACCUUUCCCACGAUAGAGAGAGGGACACUAGCGAUUGACCGACCGACCACCACGGAAACACGGCUGCUGGUGCGAUGCUGCUGGCGCUCCGUCUGGACGCCUCACCUCGGAAUCACCGGCGGGUCAGCCCCGGCAGUCACAGCUGGCCAAGUGAAUGAAGCUCCGGUUUCGCACAAAAAGUUAAGAAUCGUAUACGCGCGCUCGUGUGAUAAGAAAACCGAACGUGGUGAGGUUGAUAAGUUUGAGUGGAAGAGAAGGUCAGUCCUCAGUCCUUUUGGGGAAUUCUCAGUUGUACUUUGGCCGCGCGUCGGAAGAUUCGAACAAGAAUUUCGGUUAUCAGUGCUCAGAGCUUAGCCAUGCCCUCCUGCAGUGGACUGAUUAGCGAGGUGAUAAAAUACCCGCGGGCCCUGUUCCGGACGGUGUUUGUGAUUGUGAACAACAUCUACUGCGUGCCGACCUAUCUGAUAUGGAUGUUCUUGCUGCUGCCCUUGAAGAAGAUCCACGAGAGUUACUACUACAAAAUCGAGGGCGUUCUGUUCCACUGGCUGCUGGCGAACGUGACCAUGUGGUCCUACACGGCGGGAUACGACAUGGUUGAAAUGGGCGACGACAUUACGCCGGCCCUGGACGAGCGCACGCUGGUCAUUGCGAACCACCAGAGCACGUCGGACGUUCCGCUGCUGAUGGCUACGUUCAACGUCAAGAAGGGCGUCUUGCCGAACAUUAUGUGGAUCAUGGAUCGGCUGUUCAAGUACACCAACUUUGGGGCGGUCAGUUUGAUCCAUCAGGACUUUUUCAUCGCUUCGGGCAAAUCAAACCGCGAGCGGUCGCUGCUCGAUCUGAAGAAGCACCUCACCCAGUCAUACAUUCCACGCGAGCGCAAGUGGAUGGUGCUGUUCCCCGAGGGAGGAUUUCUGCGCAAACGAAAGGAAGUAAGCCAAAGAUUUGCCGAGAAAAACAAUCUACCAGUAUUAAACAACGUCACCGUGCCACGUGUUGGCGCCAUGAAGGCCAUCGUCGACGUGCUCGGCUCGCCGGAUUCACCCUGCUCGGACGGGGCCCGGAUGAUGCCGUCCGCCGUCGUGGAGGACGAGUUUGCGAGGACGGCGACCUCGCAGCAACAGCUGCAGGAAGAGAGUCAGCAGCAUGAUGACGUUAGUAGCACCCUAAUCAAUAGCGAAGCAAUAAGUACCGAUGACUGUGAUAAUUUUAAGGAUUCACCAUUCACCAAACUAAACGGCAAGCUGGGCGACUGUCUGGAGUACAUUUUGGACGUCACCAUCGGGUACCCCAACGGGAAGCCCCUAGAUCUACCAAACAUCGUGCACGGGUUCCGGAACCCGUGCCAGACGUAUCUGUUCUACCGGUUAUACCGCAGCUCAGAGGUUCCCCGGGACAGUGAAUCUCUCACGCGGUGGCUGUACGACCGGUUCUUCGAGAAGGAACGGCUGCUGGAGGAGUUCUACCGCACCGGGACGUUCCCGUGCGGCUCGUCGGCCACGCUCCCGACCGUCGUGCAGCAGGACCUGCUGCGCUUUUUACUCAUCCAUCUGUUCUUUGUCACCUCGACGUACGUCCACUACCAGCUGAUACUGAUGCUGAUCAACUACUCGAAUGUCAUGUACGUCUAUCUGCUGAGCAACAGCUAAGCACAAAUGCCGGUCCUCGGUCCGAGGCACAAAUUGGCGCUAAAAUUGUUCGUAACAAGAGAUGAAAACACAAAGACUAACACAAACCCUGGUAACAUGUACUGGUCAGAGAGAGAGAGAGAGAGAGAAAAGUGAGAAGAAAAUACGCACGAUUUAAAGAUUUUUUUUUUGCAAACGCCCGAGACGAAGGACCUUGUUAUCUUAUGAACGGUAGCGCAACAACAACCCUCGUUCUUUUUUUUAACCUUCUCAAAACGAUAAGUUGGGAACGAAAUAAAGUCGUGUGAUUUUAUUUUCUUGAUUUAA